Messenger RNA from Cyclopterus lumpus (lumpfish), 2541 nucleotides. RefSeq names its product matrilin-3-like. The record is from RefSeq and is a predicted model, not a curated record. NCBI's taxonomy places the organism in Eukaryota, Metazoa, Chordata, Actinopteri, Perciformes, Cyclopteridae. Bases 111 to 1775 code for a protein of 554 amino acids. Gene Ontology annotation, molecular function: calcium ion binding. The transcript is spliced from 9 exons.
UAUAAAUAGGCCCCCGUCGGCUGUGGAAGUGGACCUCCACACCAAGUGCUUCCAGACCAGGGUCGGACGGGACGGGACGGGACGGAAGUUGAACUGUGCGCGCGGACAACAUGACCUCACUAACGUGGCCACUGCUCUGUGUCAUCUUGGCCGCCGGAACCCUGGCGACUUCCCCGCAGUUCGGGUCCCGCGACCGGCAGAUCCACUCGAUCAGUCCGGGUGGCCCGCGGGUGUCCUCGGGGCCAGUCGGCCCGCGGGCCCGGCAGCCCUUCGAGGGGAUCAGAUCCGUGGAGCAGAGCUCCGACGAACCACCGAGACUUCGUGACGUCCAGCGAGGCUCCGAGGCCCGACCCGGGGCCAACAGGUACCUGGCCAAGCAGGAGAGACGGAGGGCUGGAGACGGAGCUGGUGGCACUAAUUCUGGGGUUUAUCGCUACCAGUCCUCCCAUCCACCCAGGCCGCCAAAGAAAAGCCAGCCGCUCUCACAGCUGCAACACAAAGCAGCCCUCUGGCAGCCUGCCCCCGGUGGCUCUGCAACAUCCAUCGGAGCUGACGCAGCAACAAGAUCUAACUGCAGAAAUCGUCGCAUAGACCUGGUCUUCAUCAUAGACAGCUCCCGCAGCGUGCGCCCUGCUGAGUUUGAAAAGGCCAAGGAGUUCCUACAAGACAUGGUGGACAGCCUGGAGAUCGGCUCGGACGCCACGCGGGUCGGCCUCGUCAAUUACGCCAGCACGGUGCAUAUCGAGUUUCUCCUGAAGACCUAUUUCACCAAGUCCGCCCUGAAGCAGGCGCUGGCCCGCGUCGAGCCCCUCGCCUCGGGCACCAUGACGGGCAUGGCCAUCAAGACCGCCAUGGAGAAAGCUUUCACGGCGGAGGCGGGGGCCAGAGCCAGCUCCGUGAACAUCGCCAAAGUGGCCAUCAUAGUGACGGACGGGAGGCCCCAGGACAAGGUGGAGGACGUAUCUGCGGCGGCCCGGGCAUCUGGGAUCGAGAUCUACGCGGUGGGUGUGGACAGGGCCGACAUGAUGUCCCUCCGCCUCAUGGCCAGCCCUCCGCACGAUGACCACGUCUUCUAUGUGGAGACCUAUGGUGUCAUUGAGAAGCUCACUUCCAAAUUUAGGGAGACCUUGUGUGGUUUGGAUGCAUGUGCUCAGGGACACAAUUGCCACCACAUCUGUGUCAACAAUGACUACUCAUACGACUGCAAGUGUCGCAACGGCUAUAUCUUGAACCCGGAUAAGAAAACAUGCUCACGUUCAGAUACAUGUGCCCAAGGAUAUGACUGCCAGCAUAUUUGUGUCAGCACCAAUGACUCCUACAUCUGCAAAUGCCGUGAGGGAUAUGUGUUGAAUGCAGACCAGAAAACGUGCUCACGUCCAGGUUCAGAUGCUUGUGCCCAUGGACAUGACUGCCAGCACAUGUGCAUCAACAAUGGGAACUCCUACGUCUGCAGGUGUCAAGUUGGAUAUGUGUUGAACAUGGAUCAGAAGACCUGCUCACGUACAAAUGCAUGUGGUCAGGGAAAUGACUGCCAGCAGAUUUGUAUCAACAACGGGGACUCCUACAACUGCAAGUGCCAAGAUCGAUAUGUGUUGAAUGCAGACCAGAAAACAUGCUCACAGGAAAUGAGGAGUGAAACAACUCAAGACGCCUGCAUGUGUGAAGCCCAGAUUGUGUUCCAGAAAAAAGUGCAGGCGGCCAUUCAGGAGCUGAGCAGAAAACUUGAUGCACUUUCAGACAAAGUGAACCUUAUUGAGGGCCAAGGGCACAAUUAAGGACAGCGAUGAAGACAUGUUCAUGACGAGGAUCCUCUGACCAGCGGAAGUCUUGUAACCCUCAAAAUGCUUCUGUAAUAAUGUUUGCAUGGUGUGGAUUUCUCAUGCAGUAUACUGAUCGCGUUAAUAUUUAAUAUCAUAAACAAGCAUUUUGCAUCCACAACACUGUAUGUUAUUACUUCUUUUGUUAAAGUCAGGUAUAACUGGUGUAAAUGUUUACAUAUACUGCACCUGUAUAUUUGUAAGAAAAGCUCCAUUUCUUUCUGGCAGUGUAAGCCAUCCAGUAUGGAAUCAAAAUAUGUGAGAUAGUUAGGGAAAUUAUAGAAUAGAGAAGUGAAAACCUCAUUGUAGACAUGUUAAAAGUAUACUUUCAACUAUUUCAAUGUUUUUUGUGGAAGACUUGUACCGGAUCCAAGAUGCAAGAGUAUUUCCUGGUCAGUGUUCCUCCAUGCAUAACCACAACACAACAACUAAUCUCCUCUACAACAAGAGCAUUGUUGUUGCCUCGAUCCAAUGAGCCUGUGGCAUUGUUACAUCACAGUGAAUUACUAUAAUCCUGUUCUUUGAUACCUGAAAUAUUGCAACAACUAUAUUGCGCACAAUUAGUUGUUUUGUUUUGUUUGUAACAUACUGGUACAAUUGUUUCAGUGGGAAAACAAUUUAGGGAGUUAUUGGACGGCGUCAACAUUUUACACGCUUGGCAAGUGUUGUACCAAAGUGUCUGGUCGCGGUCCUAGAAAUUAAAUAAAAUGUUUCCGUUUUUUGA